AUGGACCACGGUCACAAUCUGCCGGCACAGCCCAGCUGCCGCCCGCUCCGAGUAGUGCCCCUUCGCGAUUAUCCGAUCGAACAACUCGCCUCCGGCGCACAAAUCCAUCACCAAGUGCACGUAGUGGCGGUCCUCGAAGACCUCCCUCAGCUCCACGAUGUUCCGGUGGCCCGUCAGGUGAUGCAUGAUCUGCACCUCGCGGCGGACGUCCUCCGCGUCUUCGGGGUUGAGGAGCUUCCGCUUGGCGAUGGACUUGCACGCGAACGCCCGGCGCGUGGCGCGGUGAGUGGCGAGGUGGGUGACGCCGAACUGGCCGCGGCCGAGCUCCCUGCCGAAAACGUAGGAGGAGCGGACAUCGGACGUGGGGCGGCCGAGGAUGAGGGGAGGAGGGGGAGCAUCGGCGGCUGCGUUGGGCUGAAGGGGCGGCGGGGUAGGGACGGUGGGGGUGGACGGAUAUCGGCUACUUACCUGAAAGAUGAAGGAUCAGAAUAUGCAGUGUUUAUGAAGACUGUCAUGGAUGACUUUCGACACGAGCCAGCGUACAGAAAAUGCCGGUCUACAAUGAAUUCGUCUGCCAUUUUUUAUACUACGGCCAGCGCAGCUAAUGGGAACCAUCCCAUGGCAGAUUUAAGCACUUAUCUUUCCCAUGGUCACAAUAUGUAG
Messenger RNA from Striga asiatica, 663 nucleotides. NCBI's taxonomy places the organism in Eukaryota, Viridiplantae, Streptophyta, Magnoliopsida, Lamiales, Orobanchaceae. The record is from the annotation of a GenBank genome assembly.